Molecule: messenger RNA, 780 nt
Organism: Chironomus riparius
Lineage: Eukaryota; Metazoa; Arthropoda; Insecta; Diptera; Chironomidae
Source: the annotation of a GenBank genome assembly
AAAAUAAAAUAAACGUGCAACAACCUCUUUAUUUCAACAUAAAUUUCAUAAUUCUCAAUAUUUCAUCUAAUUAAGCUUUACAGCCAUUAUGAGUGACGAUUACCUUAGUAAACCAUUGUCAAUCGGUGAUAAUGACUUAGGGCUAGCACCAGCACCUAGACAGACUAUUCCAAAAUUUCAAUCUCCAUACCUUAACUAUGAUACUCGAUAUAUGAGACAGGCACAGCCUGAAUUUAUAUUCCCCGAAGGAGCAUCAAAACAAAGAGGAAGAUUCGAGCUUGCAUUCAGUCAAAUUGGAUCUGCAGUAAUGAUUGGUGCUGGGAUUGGAGGUGCAGCUGGAUUAUACAAUGGAAUGAGAGCUACAUCCUUAGCAAAUCAGACAGGAAAACUUCGAAGGACACAAAUGCUUAAUCAUAUAAUGAAACAAGGAGCAGGAACAGCAAAUACACUUGGAACAAUCGCCGUCAUGUAUUCAUUAUUUGGUGUAAUUUUGUCACAAGUCAGAGAAGAUGAUGAAAUUAAUACAGUAAUAGCAGGAACAGCAUCGGGAUUAUUCUAUAAAUCUACAGCUGGACUCAGAAAGUGCGCAAUUGGUGGUGGUCUUGGACUUGCAAUUAGUUCUGCUUGGGUUCUAUAUAAUUUGUCAGGAUCUAAAUUUAACAAAAAUUACAUGUAAGAAUACUUUCCCGAAAAACUAAGGUUUAAUGCUAAUAUGUAUAGAAUAUAGGCGAAUAAAACAUAAAUAAACUAUGUUUAAUUCUUGAAAUCUGUAACAGUCAA